Zophobas morio is the source of this 1021-nucleotide messenger RNA. Its product is annotated as magnesium-dependent phosphatase 1-like. The transcript has 4 exons. Gene Ontology annotation, molecular function: acid phosphatase activity. The record is from RefSeq and is a predicted model, not a curated record. NCBI's taxonomy places the organism in Eukaryota, Metazoa, Arthropoda, Insecta, Coleoptera, Tenebrionidae. The coding region runs from base 99 to 659 and encodes 186 amino acids.
AUUAGUAACGGGUAUAUUUUGCUUGAAUCGGUGCAAAAGUAUUAAAAUAAGAAUCAAAAGCCCCCAUAGUUACUUUUAGUACCACCUGAAAAUCAACAAUGCUGCCAACUAACCUCGUAUCUACGUGUAUUUUCAUUGUUCAAUUUGCAAAAACUCUUUCAAGUCAGAUGGCAGGUGUUAAACCAAAGGUCUUAGUUUUCGAUUUGGAUUACACACUUUGGCCUUUUUGGGUUGAUACUCAUGUUACCCCCCCUUUCCGAAAAACGUCACAAGGAGUGAUUAUUGAUUCACUUGGCUAUAACGUCAAUCAAUAUCCUGAGCCCUCAGAAGUUCUAAGUGACUUGCAUAAGCAAGGUUAUAUUUUAGCAGUGGCGUCUCGUACUGGAGAAGUUCAAGGGGCCCAACAGCUUAUUGAAUUACUUGGUUGGAAAAAGUACUUCUCGUACCAACAAAUUUACCCAGGCGGUAAAACUAAGCAUUUAACAAACAUAAAAAAAGCCUUGGGGGUGGAGUUCAAAGAUAUGAUAUUCUUUGACGACGAAGGGAGAAACAUUAGAGACGUUUCAGAACUGGGAGUACUUUCCAUACUUGUGAAAAAUGGAGUAACAAAGAAAGUGGUCAAUGAUGCAAUACAACAAUUCUCUGCACAAAGGUCAUAAAUUUUAUAAAGUUUAAGCAGAGAUGGUUAUUUGAGUAACAAACACAGGCACAGGCAAGGUAACGGCGGAAGCAGCCAAUUGCGUCAGAACAAAGCCAAAGAACAUAUUUUUCCAGUAUUUGUUUUCUAUCAGAUGUUAACUUAUUUUGUUUUAUUUUUGUAAAUGUGUGGCGUCUUUAAUUAUUCCUUGUAAAUUAAGUUCUUCAGAUUGUUGAACUCUUUGUUUGUGUAAAUUUCGUCAUUGGAACUUACCUAAAAAAAAUCAUGAACUUAUGUUGCAUAGUAUGUUAGAUCUAACCUUUAACGCUAAUACUUCCAGUACGGGGCUUAAUUUGUUAUCUAAUAAUAAUGAAUAGUAAAUGA